This is a messenger RNA of Dermacentor silvarum, 3513 nucleotides long. Its product is annotated as SCY1-like protein 2. The transcript is spliced from 16 exons. Bases 335 to 2965 code for a protein of 876 amino acids. Gene Ontology annotation, biological process: protein phosphorylation. Gene Ontology annotation, molecular function: ATP binding; protein kinase activity. Lineage: Eukaryota; Metazoa; Arthropoda; Arachnida; Ixodida; Ixodidae. The record is from RefSeq and is a predicted model, not a curated record.
CCGGUGUGCGUGUGUGUGUGUGCAUUUGGGCAAUGUCUUGCCCAAAUCUUUCUGAACUGCAGCGUUGACUCUCUAGCUCAUGCUCGCUGGGCCUGAGCUGGGCAAGCUCCCUCAUGAGCGAACGUCGGGACAUUGCGGUGCUGCGAACUGUGGCUCGUGGUACGGUCGUCGUCAGCUGUGCUGUCUGCAGAUCAUUUUGGUAGACGCCCCGACUGUGCAUUCCGGCAACUACAGCAGCUGCUGCGAUCCGUAUUCUUCAACCCCAAAACGAUGCGGCCGACCCGGCGUAGAUAGCGCUUAACAAGGUUAGCGCUCUGCGGAGAAACUACCCAGGAUGGAGGUGUUCAACCGACUAAGGACCACAGUUUCGAACCUGAGCACCGUUCUGCCAGGCAACCCGGUCACACGAGAAUACGAAAUCAUCAAACAUGUGGGAAGCGCUGGUCCCGGUCUCCUCUGGAAGAUAUUUCAGGCCACAAAGCGAAGCACCAAGGAGGAGGCAGCUGUGUUUGUCCUCGAGAAGAAGCAGCUUGACCGCUACUCGAGAAGGGACAGGGAACAAGUAAUGGAACUUCUGAAGCAAGGCGUGGCGCAACUAACACGGCUCCGUCAUCCCAGCAUUCUCACCGUUCAGCAUCCGAUGGAAGAAUCAAGAGAAAGCCUGGCGUUUGCGACAGAACCAGCAUUUUGUAGCUUAGCCAACAUACUUGGCGAAACUGAGAACAUGCCUGUUCCACCUCCUCCUGAGCUCAAGGAUUAUCAAUUGUUUGAUGUCGAAAUCAAGUAUGGGUUCUUACAGGUGUCCGAAGGCUUGGCCUUUCUCCACAAUGAUGUGAAGCGCCUUCAUCGUAACCUCUGCCCGCAGUCGAUAGUGGUUAAUAAGAAAGGUGCUUGGAAGAUUGCUGGAUUUGACUUCAGCAUAGGUGCCAACAAUCCACAGGAUCCACAGCCGACGUACCGAAGCCUGAACCUGGAGCCGGACCUACCGCCCAUCGCCCAACCAAACUUGAACUACCUGGCCCCCGAAUGCAUCUUGGCAGACUCCAAUGACACUGCAAGCGAUAUGUUCAGCCUGGGCAUUCUUGUAUAUGCCGUCUACAACAAGGGCGGUACUCUGUACGAUGCCAACAACAGCGUAGCCUCGCUGAAGCAGUGUAUAAACAAGCACUUGAAGCAUCUGUCAUCGGGAAGAUUGAGUGGUCUGCCCGAAGAUGCUAAGGAGCACGUUAGAAUGCUCCUGAGCGUGACACCAGACAUUAGGCCAGAUGCGCAUCAGUUCUCUAAACUAAAGUUCCUGGAGGAUGUGGGUGUCAAGACGCUCCAGUACCUGGACUCCCUCUACCAGUGGGACAACCUGCAGAAGUCUCAUGUCUACAAGGGGCUGCCCCAAGUGCUGGCCCAAAUGCCCAAGCGGGUGGCCCUGCACCGUGUCCUGCCCUGCCUGGUGAAAGAGUACGCCAACUCGGACAUGGUGCCAUUUGUUCUACCCAGCGUGCUGCUCAUUGCUGAGCAAGCCAGCAAGGAAGAGUUCUGCUCCAUCAUCCUGCCGGACCUGAUCCCGAUAUUUAGGCUGAGAGAACCCGUGCAGAUACUGCUGAUUUUCAUGCAAAAGAUGGAGCUGCUUUUGACCAAGUGCCCUCCUGAGGACAUCAAAAACCACGUUCUGCCAAUGAUUUAUGGCUCACUCGAAUCAGAUGCCCAACAAAUCCAGGAACUGUGCCUCAACAUCAUCCCGGACUUUGCCCAUCUGAUCGACUACCCAUCAAUGAAGAAUGCUCUGUUGCCAAGGAUUAAGAGGCUGUGCCUUCAGACCAGUUUCCUCUCCGUUCGCGUCAACUGUCUGGUGUGCCUGGGAAAGCUGCUCGAGCACCUCGACAAGUGGUUGGUGCUGGACGAAAUCCUUCCCGUGCUGCCUGAAAUACGGUCCAAAGAACCUGCGGUCCUCAUGGGAAUACUGGGCAUCUACAAGCUGGCCAUGUCCCACAAGAAGCUGGGGCUCACCAAGGACGUGAUGGCGUGCAAAGUGAUCCCAUUCCUGAUGCCCCUGACCAUAGAGAAUGGGCUGACGCUCAACCAGUUCCAAGCCAUCAUGGGCGUCGUCAAGGACAUGAUCGCUGCCGUUGAAACAGAGCACAAAGCCAAGCUGGAGCAGCUCAACUCCAUCAAGCAGGAACAAAGUGCCGCAAUGGAGAUGACCAAUCCCAAUGAAAUUGUUCCUGGUCUCACCCUGUCGAACAAAGCCAACUCUACGACUAGUAAUGUCUACGAUGACCUGGGAAUUUCUAAUUUCUCAGCAUCGUCGCCAAAUGCCAAUGCCACCAAGUCGCCUACGCAGAAAGCUAAGCAGCAGUCUCUCUCCAUGGAAGAAAAGCAGAGGCUGGCCCGCGAACAAGAGUUCCAGCAGCGCAUACAGUCGCAGCCGUCCCUGAUUCCUGCUAAGCCCGCCCCUACACGACCAGCACACGAACCGAAGGACUUGACGUCCACCCUGAUUAGCUCUAACCUGGCCUCUCUCAACAUCCGGAGCCCAACUGGAUCCAAUCCAUUUGGGGGUUCACCCGGCUUUGGAUCAUCUCCCGGUUACGGAUCCUCACCUGCUGGCGACUUCCCCUCAGCCGGUCUGUCUCCGGCAACGCCUCAGUGGGGGUUCCAGAGCGGCCAGCAGGCAGCAGCAUCGCCGAUGACCGCGCGCUUCGCAACGCCACCACAGCCGCUCAAUAGGCAGCAGCCACAACAACAACAGAUCAACACGUCUGCUUUCGACAACUUGCUGCCUCGUCUGGGAUCAGGGCCUCAGAUGGGUGCACCGCGACCCAAGCUCAACCAAAUGGCACCCACAAAUGUGCCCACAAACAACUUUGGCAACUUUGUCGGUGCGCAACCACCGGUGCAAAAUUCGAUGCCUGCCUUCGCUGCACCAGUCAAGCCCUUGUCCAAGAGUGAAAUGGAUGACCUUCUUAGCUGAGUCGUCGCGGCAAAGAACUGCCAGCACUUUCUGGGACACAGUUAGGGCAUCGUAGGCGCAAAUCGAGUUGGCCUACGAUAUAUUGCUUGCAGCAGUGCACGGUCCUCUAAGGUUUGCGAUCUGGACUACAUUUGCGCCAGUGCCAGUAAAGCAUGGAAGUCAAUUGUAGAUGGUGAAGUGCUCUGAAGCAUUGCUUGUUUGUGUGCAGCAGCUAUUUGAAGGCAACCUGCUCAUGUGCUGCUUAGUACUAUGCCUCCUCACCACAGUUCCACCAAGCACCAGUUUUGGACACUCAACUGCAUGUGUCUGUGUACCAUGUGCAGAACAAAGAAGCAGGACAUGCAGUGGAAACUUGUUUGCCAUGCAUUCAGUAGGCACGAGCAACAGCAGCAGCAUUGUGGUGUUGGUCAAAACAUUUUGGUGAGCACAACGGGCACAAACCAUGUGAUUUCACACGGGGUUCUAAAUGAAUUACAGGCUUGAUCCUGUGUUUUAUCCAGCUGAAUUUAUUGUUCUUUAAUUUUAGAUGUGUAAAUUAAAAAAGGAAA